Xylona heveae TC161 is the source of this 612-nucleotide messenger RNA. Its product is annotated as prefoldin subunit 2. Gene Ontology annotation, biological process: protein folding. Gene Ontology annotation, molecular function: protein folding chaperone. Bases 49 to 405 code for a protein of 118 amino acids. Gene Ontology annotation, cellular component: prefoldin complex; cytoplasm. The record is from RefSeq and is a predicted model, not a curated record. Lineage: Eukaryota; Fungi; Ascomycota; Xylonomycetes; Xylonales; Xylonaceae. The transcript has 4 exons.
CAGCUGUUUUUGGACUCUGAUCCUGAUAUUUUGGCGGAUUCAACGAUAAUGGCAGCGCAACAGCAAGUCUCAUUGAAAAAGCAGCAAGAGCUGCAGGCGCAGUACACGACCUACAAAAAUAAUUUGCAACAGAUAGCGCAGAAAAUCGGUGAUAUUGAGCAGGAGACUGAAGAACACAAGGUCGUUCUUGAAAGUCUUGCCCAAGCACCGCCGGACAGAAAAUGUUUCCGAAUGGUAAACGGGGUGCUCGUCGAACGAACCGUCAAAGAUGUCAUUCCUGCACUACAAACAAACUCUGAGGGCCUCAAAAAAGUGCUGGAAGAGCUGUUGAAGCAAUACAAGACGAAGCAGGAAGAGAUGGACAAAUGGAAGAAGAAGAACAAUGUUCAGGUCGUACAGCAGUAAACGCAACCAGCGCCUCUGCAGCAUUUCCCGGUUCACGAUCUCGGCGUAUAAGGAGUUGGAUAAAUGCGAAUUAAAAUUUCAAUGCUUGUGCUACAUUUCCAUGAAGAUGGAAUAGAAGAAUAUCUGGCCUGCAAAAUAGAAACUAGCGUCGAUACUCGCAAAUGCUUGAAGUAUCUCUCAGCGAAGACUUUAACAAUGUGAUGAAAU